AUGGAUGACCUUGGCUGUACCUCUUAUAAUAAGUUAAAAGGUGCAGUAUCCCUACUAAGAGACGAAGCUUACCAGUUGUGGAUUACCGUCAAAGAGGUCACUCAAGCUGAUUGUUUGACUUGGAAGUUUUUCAAGACUACUUUCCAAGCAAAAUAUGUAGGUGCCAGCUAUGUGGAUGCUCGUAGAAGGGAAUUUCUGAACUUAACUCAAGGAGAUAGGACAGUGGCUGAAUAUGAGGCUGAAUUUUUUACAAUUGAACCGCUAUCUCCUCAGAGCGAGCGAGAUUUUGUAGCACUGGUUGACAAGGCAAAAAUCGUCGAGGAUGUGACACGCGCUGUGUGCCAGAACAAUGAGAAAAGUAGAGGUAAGAGGGAUGCUAAGCCCUCAAAUUCUUUUCAGAGGUUUAAGAAAAAGCCUAGAGCUGAGGGGCCAACUAGAGUUAGGACCCCUACUGCUACUACUGGACCGUGGUUUUGUGCUAAUUGCGGGAAACACCAUCAGGGAGAAUGCUGGAAAAAGAUGGGUGCAUGUUUGAGAUGCAGAUCAUUGGAACAUUGGGUCAAAGAUUGUCAACGGAGGCUCGAGUAG
This is a messenger RNA of Gossypium arboreum, 588 nucleotides long. RefSeq lists its product as uncharacterized. Lineage: Eukaryota; Viridiplantae; Streptophyta; Magnoliopsida; Malvales; Malvaceae. Gene Ontology annotation, molecular function: zinc ion binding; nucleic acid binding. The transcript has 2 exons. The coding region runs from base 1 to 588 and encodes 195 amino acids. The record is from RefSeq and is a predicted model, not a curated record.